Symbiodinium sp. CCMP2592 is the source of this 437-nucleotide messenger RNA. NCBI's taxonomy places the organism in Eukaryota, Dinophyceae, Suessiales, Symbiodiniaceae. The record is from the annotation of a GenBank genome assembly.
GCAGGGCAGCCGCAUCUCCUCGCCUUGGCGCCCUUGUUCUCCUCGUGGUGGCCGCCGCAUUGACAGGGGGUCCACUCUUUGCGGUGGAGGCUUCGAACAAGGAGCCGGAAGGACUCGGCAGAAGUCCAAAACCCCGCAGCGUUUUCAUCGCAAACCUCCCUUGGAGCAUCAGGGGAAAGAAUCUCCGAGGCAUGUUUUCAGAGGUGGGGACGGUGCUGCGUAGCGAAGUGGAGAUGACGGGUGCGCAGUCCCGAGGAUGGGCCACCGUCACAAUGUCUACUCCCGAGGAAGCCGAGAAGGCCGUCGAGAAGUUCGAUGGCACGACAGUCCAAGGAUGGAACAAGGGGAACACUACUGAGAGGAAGGUGAAGGUGGCUCUGAGAAGCGAAGCCUGUGGGUCAACAACGUCCCAUACAACGCGACGCCAGAUUCAAUAA